AUGAGCACCUCAAGCCCUUCCUUGGGUACAGAAGUAUACUUCUUAGAAUUCUAUUUUUACAUGGCUAGUGCUAUAAUGAUUCGAUUUAGACAUCAAUAUUCCUGCCAGUUUUCUAUAGUUACCAGUCUAUUUUAUCUUUGUGCUAUAAAGCUAGCAUUUGGUUUCUACACUGGGCCUUCAAGAGGUUUAGAAGAUAUUCAAUUUCGCUUUGAUCCUGCCAUCUUUUCAUACAAUGACAAGCUCUAUGCAUAUGGAGGCAGCUUUGGUCUCAAUAGUACAACCAAUAUUUUUACCUCCAUCUCUAUAUCAGCUGAGGGCGACUCGAAAGGAGAGAUAAUAUACGAGACAGUCCCUCAAUAUAAGCCUGGUCCAAUAUGCUCUUACUCUGAAGCCGUUAUUCUCCAAGACGGUCACACUGCACUACUUGUUACAGGAUCUGAAAAGGCUAAUAAUGACAAGAACCAGACAAUUCGUACUUAUAUGUACGAUUUCAAAAGUUCUGAUGCCUCCUGGAAAGAGAUUUUUGCAAUCAACAAUGCCACCGGACCUCCUAUACGCCUGCAUUUUACACUUACACCGGCACCUAACGGGAAAGUUUAUAUUUACGGUGGAUCAGAGCUUUAUGCUGCCCGGCAUCUUAAUGACUUUUGGUCUUUCGAUCCACUUACUCUUGAAUAUAAGAAUCUCACUUUAUCGAAUCAGCCAUAUCGGGGGGACCACACCGCAACAGCUCUUCCAAAUGGACAGAUUGUAUACAUUGGUGGUAUACAUUCAAAUACUUCUGGUGAUUACUCAUCUUAUCUAAGUCCCAAUGUACUCGAGAUAUAUGAUACAAACACAAAUGAAUGGAUAUAUAUAAAUGCAACCGGAGAGAAAUUAGCUGGUAGUUCUGGUCCGGGAUCAGUCUUAGGUAUUCUAGGAGGUACCAUGAGUGGUGUGUAUCUUAAUGAUAUUCUUUUACUGGAUACAACUACAUGGGUGUGGUCAAGACCAAACAUACCUGGGGAUUAUCCUGAUGCUAUGUACACUUUCAACAUGGGAUUUAUUGGUGAAAAUCUAUUGGCGAUUACACAUGAUAUGCUCUCAACCUUUCCUUAUAGCGAUAUAAGUGUUCUUAGCAUUGAAGACCAAAAAGCUGCUAAAUAUAAAUGGUUGAGUGGCCCAGAAGAUUUGCCAGAAUUAGAUACAGUGUCAAAUAUUCAAAGUAAAAUGACUGGAGGAGUAAUUGCAGGGAUUACUGUUGGUGCUGUAUUGCUUGUAAUUAUUUUGGGAUUCUGCAUCUGGAAAACCUCUCAAGAUGUAUAUUGCGUGCCACGGUCAUUGGGGCGCUUCAUUUGGGGCCCACGGGGUGGGGAGCCGGUAUGGAUUGAACUAUUCCGCAAACUGAUCCAAUGCAUUCUUGUAUUCCUAUUCCUGGCAUACGCGGUGUUUUCUAUUCGACAAGCUCUUAAUAGCCCAACUACCAGUAUUAUAAUCAGUACAAAAGUAUCAUCCGUGUCAAUCCCAGAUAUGAGAUUUUGCUUUGAAGGAUAUAAUAUACCAGGCGAUCCACGUACAAAAUUCGAUGAGUCGGAUGGAGUUAUAAUGACAUGUGGAUCAGACACUGGUGUUUCCUGUGAUCAAUUUAUGACAAAACUUGAUAUGAAGGUGCAUCUUCCUGUAUUUGGAGACUCUGUCACAGCAUCUGAUUGUUAUCUAUUUUCGCCUCCUAGCUGGUUCCUCUUGGGGACUACUGGUGAUGGAAACCGUAAUGGAACUAAACUUCAUAUUAAAAUGUUUGGAGGGAUACAGUUGACUGGAACCAUUCAUAUGACUCAGUACCCGCCUGGAAUGGACCCUAAUGUAAAGGUCUAUAAGAUCAACUCAACUGAUGUACCACUAGUAAUGUCUGACCAAGAUGUCAACGAGUGGGCUGUACGGGACAUGCAAGGAAAAAGCGAUUCAAAUACGUUCACGAUGUAUACCAAUAAUUCAAUGAAUUUUCAGUAUCAAAUCAAAGACCAUCAGUAUCUCACGGACAGUGGAUGGAACCAGAUAGGGUUCCUGCCCCUUUACAACCACACAUCAGAAAUUACUUCGGCAGUCCAGGCAAAUAACUUUGACAUCCAUAAAGAUAUCAGAUAUGCAGAAAAUGACCUCAUCAUAGGGUUUAUUGACCUAUACCCAGUUGACUACCUCACUAUUGUUGAACAAGAACAAAAGAUCCACACGAUCCUUAAUUCUCUUGGGUCGGUUGGUGGUAUUAUCAGUCUUAUGGCUUUUGUACAGGCUUGGAUGUUUGGAUUCCGGCCAAAUUCUCCUUGGGGUGUUGUCCAGCGCUGGUCCUGUGGAUGUAUAAAGCGGUCGUUGGGUAGAAACCUUCGAAAGAAGUUUGGGGCCUUGGAUACGCCUGUUCCGUUUGUUAGUCCUGUUAACAGCCGAUUUGUGGAUACGGAAAAGAUGCAUGGGUAUUUGCUUGACGAAAGCGAAAUUGGGUUGUUGAGAGACCAGCAAGACAGGAACUUCAAAGCCCUCCAGGAUCGACAAUAUGUAAUGGAAAGGCGGAUGCAGUUGAUGGAGCGUUUGUUAGAGUCUUAUUAUGUUGAUACCGAGGUUUUUAAAGAGCUCGAUCUGGCUAUUGGUCAUCACAAAAGGAACUCUUCUAGUUCUACAAUAGCAUGA
Molecule: messenger RNA, 2661 nt
Organism: Phycomyces blakesleeanus NRRL 1555(-)
Lineage: Eukaryota; Fungi; Mucoromycota; Mucoromycetes; Mucorales; Phycomycetaceae
Exons: 8
Coding region: 1-2661 (886 amino acids)
Molecular function (GO): protein binding
Source: RefSeq, a predicted model, not a curated record